This is a messenger RNA of Zingiber officinale, 1731 nucleotides long. RefSeq names its product squamosa promoter-binding-like protein 3. Gene Ontology annotation, cellular component: nucleus. The coding region runs from base 243 to 1571 and encodes 442 amino acids. Gene Ontology annotation, molecular function: DNA binding. Lineage: Eukaryota; Viridiplantae; Streptophyta; Magnoliopsida; Zingiberales; Zingiberaceae. The transcript is spliced from 5 exons. The record is from RefSeq and is a predicted model, not a curated record.
UGUUUGAUUGCUGGCUCCUGGUGCGGGCUUGAGGAGGUGAGAAGGAUGGAGGGGGGUAUGUUCCUGAGCCUCCCCAUCCCUAUCUGUCACUGUUCCGCUGCCAUUGUUUACUCGCAACUGCGGAUGGAGUUCUUCAAACCCUCGCCUAUCUCCCCUCGCCUCGUUGACUUUGAGGCCUCGUUUUAAUUAGGGAAUAACACGGGGUUCGGUACUGUUUCUCGAUCUCUCUCGGUGAAUAGCGCAUGCAAUCUCGCACGAUGGACUGGAAUGCGAACGCUUCGUUUCUCUGGGAUUGGGAUAAUCACCCGCCGGUCGGAGGGAACUACAAGCUUUCCGCCGCCGGUGCCGUUUCAUCUGGCUCUGAAUUGGGGAUUGGUUCGUCCUCCAAGAGCACCAUCUCUGCUUCUCUCGAUUCGUCGGCCAGAACUGGAAAGGAGCAGGAGUUCGACCCGAGCCCCAACGCACAACACAAGAACAACUCUUUACAGGAGUCUAGUCAUGUUUCAGUCGUGCCGUCAGAGGGUGGAUUGGAGGAGUCCCAAAUAGGGUUAAAGCUUGGCAAAAGGACCUACUUUGAAGAUGUUUCAGCUGAUAAUAAUUCCAAUAACCGGUUGCCGCCGCUUGAUUCUGCAACCGAACCGACUGCUCUCAAGAAGUCAAGAGGGCCAUAUAUGAGUUCACAGAGCGACUAUUUUUGUCAAGUUGAAGGCUGUAAUCUUGAUCUUAGUGCGGCUAAGGAUUAUCACCGGAAGCACAGGGUAUGUGAAACCCACUCUAAGUGUGCUAAGGUUGUCAUCGCUGGUCAGGAGCGCAGGUUUUGUCAGCAAUGUAGCAGGUUUCAUGAAUUGUCCGAGUUUGAUCAGAAAAAGAGAAGCUGCCGCAGACGUCUGUCGGACCAUAAUGCACGACGGCGCAAACCACGACCAAAUCUAAUCCCAUUCAGAUCAAUAAAUUUUUCCUCAUCAUUUUAUGAUGACAAACAACAGAUGAACUUCCUUUGGAAUAAAGCUCCUCUUGGACAGAUGAGAUCCAUGUCAAGCACCAUUAGUGAAGGCUUGCAAAAUUUUAAGCUCACACAAACAAGAGGAACAUGGACAAAAUCAGUAAAAGAAGGCAGCAUUGAUGAGCAGCACUACAUGCCAGACACCGAACUAUCAAAUGGAUAUUUCUCACUUUAUCAUGACGUCGACAGACUCUUGCCACUCAAAGGUAUUGUGGCCGAAGUUCUCAAUCAAGGUUCAGAGGCAUCUGCAGGAGCUUCGAACUUGGAUGGAGCACCGAAUCUUCGGCGUGCUCUCUCUCUUCUGUCAACCAAUUCUUGGGGUUCUCUUGAUCCUGGACAAACUUCUUCCAUUGUCGAGUUUAUGGAUGCUAACUAUGCUGGAACAUCACAGCCCAUAAUGCCUGCAGCGAACACCUCAAAUCACUGGGUCUAUGGACAUUCUGCUGCCCAACAAGCUCAGCAGCUUCCAUUUACCAUGCAAAGAAGUGGUGAAGACAAGCCCCAUGGCUUCACACAACAGAAUGCGCUCUACAGGGACACUAUCUUUGAUCCUAGUCAGAUUCACUGAAUGCGAUUCUCUGGUCCUAUACGUUGCCUCCAUUACCUUUUCAAAUUGCUGCUUUUGGUAUUUUGCCUCAAGCUGUUGCAACAUUGCUGAAAACUUUGAUAGUUCGUCUUAAUGGCUGUUCAUGCACAGUGGGUUCUUGUUAAUGGUGGAUUUAGGUACA